AUGGCCACUCUCGACCUCGACGAGUCCUCGCUGGGAACCAAGGCUGGCAAGAUGGUUUCUUUCCUCCUGCCUCGCUCGUCCAUGGAGAAGUUGAGGAACAUUUACCCCGAAUACACCAAGAUUGACGUCAAAACACCACCACUCAGUGAUGAAGAACGAAGUGACAGCUCGAGUUUGCUUGAUUAUGACGCAGAAAAGGGCGAGAGCUCAGACUCGGAAGACAUGACAGACAUGUCAGCCCGUCAAGGUCGUGAUCUUGAACCCGCAAGACCUAAACGGACGGGAGCACAGCAAUUCGUCGACCUAGUAUGGAUGGGCCUCAAUGUCUUUAGCACCGUCAUCAUAGUGUUUCUGAACAAGACUGUCUUCUCCGACCCUCAACUUCGCCAGUGCCAAAUCUCCGUGGCGAUAUGGCACUUUGCAGCGACGACGAUAGUUCUAUACCUCUCGACCUGCCGGCCGUGUCAUGCCUUUGAGGCGAUCCGCCUUCCAAUCCGCCAGGUGCUGCCGAUAUGCAUCUUCUUCGCCGGGUUCUUACUGCUGGGGAACCUCUCACUGGCCCUCAACGACGUGGACUUUUACCAGCUGGCCAAGAUCAUGACGACGCCGACCGUGGUGGCUCUCAACUUUGUCCUGUUCCGCCGGUACAUUUCGUCGUCGGCACUGGCGGCCGUCGUCGCGUCGUGCGCGGGAGUUGGUCUCGUCUCGGCCAAGAGCUUCCAGACGAACCUCCCCGGCACCCUCGUCGCCACGGCCGCCUUCACCGUCACGGCCCUGUAUCAGGUGUGGAUCGGCAAGAAGAUCGAGGACCUGAAGGUCUCGCCGCCCCAGCUGCUGCUCAAUCAGGCCCCCGUGUCCGUCGCGCUGUUGUUGGUCAUCGCCCCCUUCGUGGACACGGUACCCGAUUUGAGCACGAUCCCGACCAACGUCCUAUACGCGCUCUUCAUGUCCGGGGUCGUGGCGAGUCUGCUCAACCUGUCCCAGUUUUUUAUCAUCGGGCGCACGUCGCCCUUGACCUUCAACGUCGUCUCUCAGGUCAAGACCAUCCUCAUCAUCGGCCUCAGCUGGCUGUCGACCGGGAAACAGUUGACCUUUGUGGAGAUCUUGGGCGUCGUCUUUGCUUUGGGAGGAGCGUAUGCUUAUGCUCAAGUUUCGAGGCGGUAA
This is a messenger RNA of Exophiala oligosperma, 1164 nucleotides long. RefSeq lists its product as uncharacterized. Gene Ontology annotation, cellular component: Golgi apparatus. Lineage: Eukaryota; Fungi; Ascomycota; Eurotiomycetes; Chaetothyriales; Herpotrichiellaceae. The record is from RefSeq and is a predicted model, not a curated record. The coding region runs from base 1 to 1164 and encodes 387 amino acids. The transcript has 3 exons. Gene Ontology annotation, molecular function: antiporter activity.